This is a messenger RNA of Lathyrus oleraceus (garden pea), 1167 nucleotides long. RefSeq lists its product as uncharacterized. NCBI's taxonomy places the organism in Eukaryota, Viridiplantae, Streptophyta, Magnoliopsida, Fabales, Fabaceae. The record is from RefSeq and is a predicted model, not a curated record. Bases 1 to 1167 code for a protein of 388 amino acids. The transcript has 4 exons.
AUGUUUGUGAAAAGUGUUGAUGCUUCUGACUAUGCCAAGAUGGGGGAUAAGCUAGUUGAGUUGUUGGACACUUUUGUUGAGGAAAUGGGUGAACAAAAUGUUGUUCAAUUGAUUACCGACAAUGGAAGUAAUUAUGUAGCAGCGGGUAAAAUAUUAACUUCCAAAAGGUCAAACAUGUUUUGGACUCCAUGUGUAACCCAUUGUAUAUACCUUAUGUUAGAAGACAUGGGAAAAAUUCCAAAGGUUGAUAAGGUUAUAAAAAAUGGAGUUAAGGUUGUGGGCUACAUUUAUAACCACGCAUUUGCUUUGAAUUUAAUGAGAAAGAUUACCGACAAUGUUGAAUUGGUUAAAAAUGGAAUGACGAGGUUUUAUACAUCUUUCCUUACUCUACAAAGGUUGAAAGAACUAAAAAGUAAGCUUAGAGAGAUGUUCAUUUGUGAUGAAUGGGUGAGUUCCAAGUGUGCCAAUGAUGCUAAAGGAAAAAGUGCAACUAGUAUUAUACUUAUGACAUCAUUUUGGAAUGAUGUUGCGUACACUCUUAAGGUCAUGGCACCUCUUGUAGAUGUGUUAAGAAUGGUUGAUAACGAAAGAAAACCGACAAUGGGUUACAUAUACGCCACAAUGGGGGUAGCCAAAGAAUCAAUUGAAAGAGCUUUUAAUUCAAAUUCAAGCAAGUACAAAUUCGUAUUUGACAUCAUUGAUAAAAGAUGGGAGUGUCAACUUCAUCAUCCGUUACAUUCUACAGGUUACUAUCUCAAACCUGAAUAUUAUUAUGAGAAACCAGAAAUUGAGAAUGAUCAUAAAUUGUACAAGGGUGUUAUAGGUCUCUUUGGUAUAAGAGCAGAAAUUAGACAAGGGUUGACAUUAGCUCAAGCUGAAUGGUGGAAGUUUUACGGAGAUGAAACUCCUGAUUUGCAAUUGUUGAUGAUUCAUUCCAAGAAGCGAAAUAAGUUGGAGCAUCAAAGGUUGCAAGACUUGGUUUUCGUCAAGUAUAACCAAGCAUUGAUUAAAAGAUUUGAAAUUCAGGACAAGAUUGAUCCUAUGGAAUUUGGUGAAAUUAAUUAUCACACUCAAUGGUUGGUGGAAGAGAUGGGAGAGAUGGGAGAAGAUGGUGAACCUUUACAAGAAGACUUGGUUCAUGAAGAUGAUGAUUUAACUUGGGCUUAA